Rotaria sordida is the source of this 1275-nucleotide messenger RNA. NCBI's taxonomy places the organism in Eukaryota, Metazoa, Rotifera, Eurotatoria, Philodinida, Philodinidae. The record is from the annotation of a GenBank genome assembly.
AUGGCAAAAAUGCUUAUUGAUAAAGGCUUAUCACUUAUUAAAUCAGGAUCACGAGUUUACGUUCAUGGUUGCGGUGGUAUACCACAAUAUCUAAAUCGUUUACUGGCCAAGCGUGCUAAUGAACUUCGACGUGUUGAAAUUAUAAGCAUUCUUCCCCUUGAUAAUACAUAUACAGAUCCAAAAUUAAACGAUAGCUUCUUUGUUAAUAGUCUUUUUGCAUCUGGUUUUGUUCGGCCAUGUAUUGCUAAUGGUACAGCAUCAUAUAUUCCAACAUUUCUCAAUGAAAUGCCUCGUCUUUUUGAUGAAAAUAUUCUUCCACUUGAUGUUGCUCUUAUUCAAGUAUCACCACCUGAUAAACAUGGUUAUUGUUCACUUGGUAUUGCAGUUGAAGUAACAGGAGUUGCUGUACGAAAUGCAAAAAAAAUUUUUGCACAAAUAAAUCGAAAUAUGCCACGUGUACAUGGUGAUACAUUUGUACAUAUAAAUCAAAUUGAUGCUUAUGUUGAAUAUGAUGAACCAUUGAUUGAACUAGAUUAUUCAAAAGAAAUUUCUGAUGUCGAAAGAAUAAUUGGAAAACGUGUAGCUGAAUUAAUUGAUGAUGGAAGUACACUUCAAGCAGGUAUUGGUGCAAUUCCAGAUUGUGUAUUAAAAUCUCUUGAACAUCAUAAAGAUUUAAGUAUAGCAUCAGAAAUGGUUUCCGAUGGUGUUAUGACAUUAAUGGAAAAAGGUGUUGUGACAAAUCGUUAUAAAAAAUUUCAUCCUGGAAUAACAACAUGUACAUUUAUAUUGGGUACAAGAAAACUUUAUGAUUUUGUUAAUGAUAAUCCAAAAAUAUUUGCUUUUGAUGUUGGAAUAACAAAUGAUCCAACACAAAUUUGUCGAAAUCCAAAAAUGUGUGCUAUUAAUGCUGCACUUGAAGUUGAUCUUACUGGACAAGUUUGUGCAGAAUCAUUAGGUGUAAUGCAUUAUUCAGGUGUUGGAGGACAAGUCGAUUUUAUGCGUGGUGCUGCUUUAAGUGAAAAAGGAAAACCUAUUCUUGUUUUACCAUCACAAACAUCAAAAGGAAUUUCACGUAUUGUUAAUACAUUAAAAGAAGGUGCUGGUGUAACCACAACUCGAGCUCAUGUUCAUUAUAUAGUAACUGAAUAUGGUGUAGCAAAUUUAUUUGGUAAAAAUUAUCAACAACGAGCUAAAGCAUUAAUUGAUAUAGCUCAUCCUGAUCAUCGUGAAACAUUAGAACGUGCUGCUUAUAAGCGUUUUAAAACUCUUUAUUAA